Schistosoma margrebowiei is the source of this 950-nucleotide messenger RNA. NCBI's taxonomy places the organism in Eukaryota, Metazoa, Platyhelminthes, Trematoda, Strigeidida, Schistosomatidae. The record is from the annotation of a GenBank genome assembly.
GGUUCAUGUGUCCUUCCAAGGCUGCCGCAAAGUUCAACUCUAUGAGAUGCAAGUUGGGACUGCAACGUCGGUUCUAAAUCCUACUUCGGAAUAUUUGAAUAGUCAGGGGACAUGGGUCACGUAUAUUUUGGUGAUUCUGGUAGUGCACUUCAUCUUACUAUGCGUCCCACUCUUCACUACCGCUGUUGUUUGGACGUUGACUUGUACUUUUCACAAUGUUGUUAUGUAUCGCUUGUUACACUGGGAGAAAGGAAGUCCGUAUGAAACAUUAGAUCAAGGAGAAUCUCGUGUUCUCACUCAAUGGGAGCAGUUUGACGAUGGUGAGCAAUUUUCACCGACGAAGAAAUUCCUCUUAGUUGUCCCGAUUGUUUUAUUCUUACUUGCAAGUUUCUACACAGAAUACGACCCUCUUCAUUGUUUUAUCAACGCAUCGUCAAUGAUUGUUCUAGCCGUACUUCCUAAGUUGCCUCAAUUUUAUAGGGUUCGUUUUUUUGGUAUCAAUCGUUGGUAAUCCCAUUUUUUCUUAUGCUCACAUCUUUAUAUCAAUAAAAACAAUAAUAGUAACAAUUAAAUUACAUUCGGUGUUUUGUUUCCUCCUCUGUAUUCGGUUUAUUAUAUUACAGUUGGAAGAGAGAAAAAAAGACAUUUCACCCCUUCCACUUCGAAAAGUGCACAGAUAUCAGAUAGUAAUUGUCGACUUCUCUUUUUUUACUUUGUGAUAUUGUGUUCAACCCCUCCUACAUACACUUAUGUAAUAUCUUACCAAAAAAUUGUUCUUAAGAUAUGUACCCUGGGUAUGUGUUUUUCUACUUUUAAAAAGCUUUUUUACUACCAUUUUUCAAGUUUCCAAUUAAUAUUUGUACCUUUAUAUUAAGCUGUGGAUGUAUUUUUUCCUUUCUAUCUCUGUAUCAAAUCCACUUCUAAUUGGAAUAUAAUUAUCGUUAGUGUUA